AUGAAUACUCCAGCCACAGCCCUUAUAGCUCACUGUAAUCGGCCUAGUAUUUUUCUAAACAACGAAUACAGCAGCACCAUUGGCGAAGGGGGCAGUUUUGGUGAGCUGGCUCUAAUCUAUGGCACACCGCGUGCGGCCACAGUCAAAGCGAAAAGCGAGGUAAAAUUGUGGGGUAUCGAUCGGGACUCAUAUCGUCGCAUUUUGAUGGGAAGCACAAUACGACGGCGAAAGAUGUAUCAGGAAUUUCUCUCACGUGUGCCCAUAUUAGAUAAUCUGGAUCAAUGGGAACGUUUGACAGUUGCUGAUGCCCUAGAACCCGUACGUUUUGAGGAUGGCGAAGUUGUGGUUCGUCAGGGAGAAGCCGGUGACGAUUUCUUCAUCAUUACUGAGGGGGAUUUAAUGACCGAGCUUACGAUUAACCGUAUCCCCGUUCACUUUUUCAUCUUAUCGUGGAUGAAGGGAACCGCGAAGGUGUUACAGAAACCGUCUGAAUCCGUGGAACCGGUUGAAGUUGGUAAAUUGCGACCCUCCGACUAUUUCGGUGAGAUCGCCUUGCUACUUGAUCGUCCUCGAGCAGCCACAGUCGUUGCGCAGGGUCCGUUGCGUUGUGUCAAACUCGACCGCAAACGAUUCGAGCGUGUGAUGGGUCCGUGCUCGGAUAUUUUGAAACGAAAUAUCGCCAAGUACAAUAGCUACAUUUCGCUUAGUGUUUGA
Messenger RNA from Echinostoma caproni, 714 nucleotides. The record is from the annotation of a GenBank genome assembly. Lineage: Eukaryota; Metazoa; Platyhelminthes; Trematoda; Plagiorchiida; Echinostomatidae.